GAAAUCUGUACUCGCUCGCUCCUGAUCCUGUUCCCGAUUGAUAAAAGCAAACGCCACAUCUCCUGAACCUUCCCAUCGCCUCAAAUCUCUCUCUCUCUCUCUCUCUCUCUCUCUCUCUCUCAGCUGUCUCAGGUUUCUCCAGAUCUUCUUCAAGUUAGGAAAAGAUGAACGACCUAAUGACGAAAUCCUUCAUGAGCUACGUCGACCUGAAGAAGGAAGCCAUGAAGGACCUCGAGGCCGGCCCCGACCUCGAGAUGUCGGCCUCCACGACCCAGAUGGACACCAACAUGGGGCUCUUCCUGGAAGAGGCGGAGAAGGUGAAGCAAGAGAUGGGCCAGAUCCGGGAGGUCCUGUCCCGGCUCCAGGAAUUGAACGAGGAGAGCAAGACCCUCCACAAGUCCGAGGCGCUCAAGUCCCUCAGGAGCCGGAUCAACGCGGACAUUACGGCGGUCCUGAAGAAGGCGAGGAUGAUACGGUCGCAGCUGGAGGAGAUGGACCGUGCGAACGCGGUGAACAAGAGGCUCUCGGGAUGCAAGGAAGGGACCACCGUGUACCGGACCCGAGUGGCGGUGACCAACGGACUGAGGAAGAAGCUGAAGGAGCUGAUGAUGGAGUUUCAGGGGCUGAGGCAGAGGAUGAUGACCGAGUACAAGGACACUGUGGGCAGGCGGUAUUAUACCGUGACCGGGGAGUACCCAGAUGAGGAGGUCAUUGAGAAGAUCAUUUCUAAUGGAGGCGAGGAGUAUCUCAGCAGUGCAGCACAAGAGCACGGGAGAGGCAAGGUGGUGGAGACGGUGGUGGAGAUCCAGGACCGAUACGACGCGGCCAAGGAGGUGGAGAAGAGCCUGCUGGAGCUGCACCAGGUGUUCCUGGACAUGGCGGUGAUGGUAGAGGCGCAGGGUGAGAAGAUGGACGACAUUGAGCACCACGUGAUGAACGCUGCACACUACGUCAAGGAUGGCACCAAGGACCUGAGGACCGCCAAGCAGUACCAGAGGAGCAACCGGAAGUGGAUGUGUUUUGCGCUGAUACUUCUGCUGGUGAUCAUCCUGGUGAUCGUGAUUCCAAUCGCCACCAGCUUCAGCCAUUCUUGAAGUGCUAAUCAUCCUCGGAGGAGUUGGAGGAUCUUAACGCCCCUGAUCCUGGCUUCUGCCAUUCUGGAAGCGUGAUUGUUGUCGGAGUUUAGAGGAUCCAAUGCCCCGUGAUCCUGUCAUCCGCUUGUUUUUUUUUUUUGUUUCCUUCUCUUCUUGUAAGAUCCUAAAGAUUUGAAGUGAUUUGGUGUUUUGCAGAGAGAAAUUGGUCCUUCCUGCUGGGACUAAAUGGAGUGUCCUCUGUACUGUAAUUCAUUCAUUUUUUGUGAUAUGAUAACUAAGAGGAAACCAAUGUUCCACUCUAGCA
Eucalyptus grandis is the source of this 1398-nucleotide messenger RNA. Its product is annotated as syntaxin-related protein KNOLLE. Gene Ontology annotation, molecular function: SNAP receptor activity; SNARE binding. The transcript has 3 exons. The record is from RefSeq and is a predicted model, not a curated record. The coding region runs from base 165 to 1094 and encodes 309 amino acids. Gene Ontology annotation, biological process: vesicle fusion; intracellular protein transport; exocytosis. Gene Ontology annotation, cellular component: SNARE complex; plasma membrane; endomembrane system. NCBI's taxonomy places the organism in Eukaryota, Viridiplantae, Streptophyta, Magnoliopsida, Myrtales, Myrtaceae.